GAUUUUUCGCCUGAUUCCGUAAGAAAAAAAAAACAAAACAAAACAAAAAAAAAAAGUCUUUUCUUCUUAAUCAAUCCGAAGUAGAAAUACAAAUACUAGUGACUAAUCUUUUAUGACAAUCUCCCAAAAAAGCCUCUAUUUUUCAGCGUAGGAGUUCGUAAGCAAUGACGCUCGCGAGUUUUUGUCUCUUUGUCCUUUUCUAUAGCCUCGUAGUCUUAUGUCGUUUUCUUAAUUAUUUCGAUUUUAGCAUUGGAAGUAUCUUUUGUUUAUAAGAGUGUUCCAACCAUGUGAUCGUUGGCUGUGAAGAAGAAGUGAGACUGCUGCUGCAGCGUUCCCACUUCUCAUGCAAACAACUUCCUAAGACUAGUGCUACGCUUAUCGCGUUGAUUGCGCUCUAAACUUACAUGGAUUCCGACGGCCCCUUAGUCUGGUUUUGCCGGCCAGUGGCGAAUGGCGUCUGGGCUCAAGAGACGGACAGCGCCUUUGGUGCUUACACGCCCUGUGCCGUUGAUUCUGUAGUGGGGAAUGUCUCCCACUUAGUUCUUCUUGGGAUGUGCCUCUACAGAGUGUGGCUCAUCAAAGUUAACCCCAAAGUCCAGCGCUACUGCUUGAGAUCGAAUCUCUGCAACUAUGCAUUGGCCGUGCUCUUCACUUGCUGCGCUGCUGAGCCUCUCUGCAGAUUGGUUAUGGGCUUAUCGAUCUUCAGUUUUGAUACAGAGUCUGGUCUUGCGCCCUUUGAGAUGGUGCAUUUGGGCAUUGAGAUUGUGUCAUGGUGUUCCAUGGUUGCAAUGCUGCUUGUCGAAACCAAGAUCUACGUGAAAGAGUUCAGAUGGUACAUCAGAUUCGGGUUGAUGUAUGUUCUAGUGGGAGAUGCAGUGAUCUUUAACUUCAUCUUCCCCCUAAGAGAAUUCUACGGCGCGUCUACACUCUACUUGUUCUUCAGCUCAGUUUUCUUCCAGGUUUUGCUAGGAAUACUUCUUCUUGCAUAUGUCCCAAAACUGGACUCGUAUCCGGGCUACGUUCCUCUACCAGGCUCCGUGGAUGACACCAAGAACGAGAAGCCUCUCGGGGAGCAAGUAUGCCCCGAGAGAGGUGCAAAUUUUUUUUCUGCAAUCUACUUCGACUGGAUGACUCCCCUUAUGCAGCAAGGCUACAAAAGACCCAUCACAGAGAAGGAUGUUUGGAAGUUGGACUCGUGGGAUCAGACAGAGACGUUGAGCAGAAAAUUCCAGAAAUCUUGGGAGGAAGAAGCUCAGAGAUCAAAGCCAUGGCUUCUGCGUGCUUUGAAUCGUAGCCUCGGUGGCAGGUUCUGGUAUGGAGGCAUCUUCAAAAUUGGUAGUGAUCUAUCCCAGCUUGCAGGACCUGUUAUACUCAACCAUCUUUUACAGUCUCUUGAGCGAGGCGAGCCAGCUUGGAUCGGUUACAUCUAUGCUCUGUCAAUAUUUUUCAGCGUGUCAAUCGGAGUGCUUUGUGAGGCUCGUUACUUCCAGAACGUUAUGCGCGUUGGCUUCAGGCUAAGAUCCACUCUGGUGGCUGCGAUAUUUCGCAAAUCCUUGAGGCUAACACACGAAGCUCGUAAGCACUUUCCAUCGGGAAGAGUUACAAAUAUGAUCACCACAGAUGCCAAUGCACUUCAGCAAAUAUGCCAACAGCUUCAUGGUUUAUGGUCUUCCCCGUUUCGCAUUAUCAUGGCCAUGAUUCUUCUAUACCAGCAGCUAGGAGUAUCAUCGCUUCUUGGUUCGCUUAUGUUAGUCCUGAUGUUCCCUAUCCAGACUUUUAUCGUCAGCAAUAUGCGAAAGCUAUCCAGGGAAGGACUGCUACGAACUGACAAGAGAGUCGGCCUAAUGAACGAGAUUUUGGCAGCUAUGGAUACUGUCAAGUAUUACGCGUGGGAGAAGAGCUUCAAGUCCAAAAUCCAUGUUCUGAGAGAUGAUGAGUUGUCGUGGCUCAGGAAAGCACAGAUGCUCCAAGCAUGGAAUACUUUCAUACUAAACAGCAUACCAGUCCUCGUGACAGUGAUCUCAUUUGGAACGUUCACGUUGCUCGGUGGGGAUCUCUCGCCUUCCAGAGCUUUUACGUCUCUUGCUUUAUUUGGCGUUCUGCGCUUUCCUCUAAACAUGCUGCCUAAUUUGAUCACUCAGGUUGUGAAUGCAAAUGUAUCCCUUCAACGUCUCGAAGAACUACUGCUUGCAGAAGAGCGAUUCUUGUUGCCGAAUCCACCUCUUGCACCGGGGCUUCCUGCCAUCUCGAUCAAGGCUGGAAACUUCUCGUGGGACUCGAAGGCUGCACGGCCCACGUUGUCGAAUAUUAAUCUGGAUAUACCAGUUGGCAGCCUAACUGCAAUCGUUGGUGGCACCGGAGAAGGAAAAACCUCGCUGAUAUCUGCUAUGCUUAAAGAGCUGCCUCCACUCGGAGAUGCAGAGGUCGAAAUCAGAGGCUCUGUAGCUUAUGUGCCUCAGAUUUCUUGGAUCUUCAAUGCAUCAGUACGCGACAACAUAUUAUUUGGAUCUGAAUUCGAGCAAACGCGGUAUUGGAAGGCCAUAGAUGUCACUGCAAUGCGGCAUGACCUUGAUUUGCUUCCUGGCCGUGACCUCACCGAGAUUGGUGAAAGAGGAGUGAACAUCAGUGGAGGCCAAAAGCAGAGAGUUUCAAUGGCCAGGGCUGUGUAUUCCGACUCAGAUAUUUACAUUUUUGAUGAUCCGUUGAGCGCUCUGGACGCCAACGUUGCACGACAGGUCUUCAACAACUGCAUCAAGGAGGCGUUGGGAGGGAAGACGAGGGUCCUUGUCACGAACCAGCUGCAUUUUCUUCCCCAGGUUGACAGAAUAAUCUUGGUCUCCGAAGGUAUGGUGAAGGAGGAGGGCACGUUCGAGGAGCUCUCCGAGAAGGGUGUGCUGUUCAAGAAGCUAAUGGAGAAUGCAGGCAAAAUGGAGGAGCAUAUGCAUGAUAACGGAGAAGGGCUCGAUCUUUGUGAUGAAUCGCCUUCGCCUUCACCUUCACCUCCACCUUCAGUUUCUUCCGAUCCUAAUCCAAAAGAUGCAGUCUCAGCUAGGAAAAUGAGAGAAGGCAGAUCAGUUCUGAUCAAGCAGGAGGAGAGGGAGAUGGGAAUUGUAAGCUGGCAUGUUUUGAUGAGGUACAAGAAUGCGUUAGGCGGCUUGCUGGCUGUAUCGGUGCUGCUCACGUGCUACACGUUGACAGAAACUCUUCGCGUUUCAAGCAGCACGUGGCUCAGCGUGUGGACGAAGCAGAGCACCUCGGCGGGUUAUAGCCCCGGCUUCUACAUCUUAGUUUAUGCGAUCUUGUCUUUUGGUCAGGUAUUAGUGACACUGACAAACUCCUUCUGGCUGAUCAGAUCGAGUCUGAAGGCGGCCAGGCGCCUUCACGACUCGAUGCUGGAUGCCAUACUCCGAGCUCCGAUGGUGUUCUUCCACACGAACCCCAUCGGCCGCGUGAUCAACAGAUUCUCCAAGGAUCUCGGUGACAUCGACCGCAACGUUGCAGGCCUCGUCAACGGCUUCCUCACCCAGCUGUGGCAGCUGCUCUCGACGUUCGUGCUCAUAGGCAUCGUGAGCACCGUGUCUCUGUGGGCCAUCAUGCCCCUCCUCAUCCUGUUCUACGCGGCGUACCUCUACUACCAGAGCACGUCGAGGGAGGUGAAGCGCCUCGACUCCAUCACAAGGUCGCCCGUGUAUGCACAGUUCGGGGAGGCCCUGAACGGGCUGUCCUCGAUCCGUGCAUACAAGGCGUACGACCGGAUGGCCGGGAUCAACGGGAGGUCCAUGGACAACAACAUCCGGUUCACGCUCGUCAACAUCAGCUCCAACCGGUGGCUCACCAUACGGCUGGAGACGCUCGGAGGGAUCAUGAUAUGGUUGACGGCGACAUUCGCAGUUAUGCAGAAUCAGAGAGCUGAGAAUCAGGUGGCGUUUGCAUCCACCAUGGGAUUGCUCCUCAGUUACUCUUUAAACAUCACCAAUUUGCUCAGCAAUGUCUUGAGACAAGCAAGCAGAGCAGAGAACAGCUUGAACUCGGUGGAGCGCGUUGGAACGUACAUAGACUUGCCAUCCGAGGCUCCGGAUGUGGUUGAAGGAAGCCGGCCUCCACCCGGAUGGCCGGCCUCUGGAUUGGUGAGGUUCGAAGAUGUGUUCCUCCGGUAUAGGCCCGGGCUUCCCCCGGUCCUCAAGGGGCUCUCGUUCACCAUCCAUCCGCACCAGAAGGUGGGGAUAGUUGGGAGAACUGGCGCUGGUAAAUCGAGCAUGAUCAAUGCGUUGUUCCGGAUCGUGGAGCUCGAGAGAGGGAGGAUCUUGAUUGAUGACUGCGAUGUUGCGAAAUUCGGAUUGACUGAUCUUCGCAAAGUCCUCAGCAUCAUCCCUCAGUCCCCUGUUCUUUUCUCAGGUAACGUCCGGUUCAACCUCGACCCGUUUGGCGAACACAACGACCCGGACCUCUGGGAGGCUCUCGAGAGGGCUCACUUGAAGGAUGUCAUCAGAAGAAAUCCUUUAGGUUUGGAUGCAGAGGUUUUGGAAGGCGGCGAGAACUUCAGCGUGGGGCAGCGGCAGCUGCUCAGCCUCGCUCGAGCGCUGCUUCGCCGGUCGAAGAUCCUCGUGCUCGACGAAGCAACCGCCGCCGUCGAUGUCACCACCGACGUGCUCAUACAGAAAACCAUCCGCGAGGAGUUCAAGUCGUGCACCAUGCUCACCAUCGCUCAUCGCCUCAACACCAUCAUCGACAGCGAUCGGAUCCUCGUCCUCGCGUCGGGCCAGGUGAUCGAGUACGGCACCCCCGCGGAGCUCCUCGGGGACGAGGCGGGCGCCUUCUCCAAGAUGGUGCAGAGCACGGGGCCCGCCAACGCCGAGUACCUCCGCGGCUUGGUCGUCGCGAGGAGGGGGCGGGGGGAGACGACGACGAUGCCCCCGCCCCCACCGUGGCUCGUGUCCUCGCGUUGGAGCGCUGCCGUGCAGCACGCCCUCGCGGCCAACCUCGGCUCCGCGGUGAAGGACCUGCAGCUGCUCGGCCCCGGGGAGAUCAGCGGCAAUGUGAUCGGCAAGACCACGGAUGCGGUGGCGCUGCUGCAGGGCGUUCUGAUGGGGAAGCACGACGACGAGAUCGAGGAGACGCUCGGGCGGUUCGAGGCGUCGAGGCACACGUGGUGGUCGGCUUUCUACAGAGUGAUUGAAGGCCUUGCAGAGAUAAGCAGAUUGGCAAGAAAUGGGAUGCAGCAACACAGAAUUGGAGUGGAAGAUGCCUCUGAAAAUUGGGAUGAUCUUUAACUUUAAUGAACUUAGUUACAACUUAGUUAUAAUGUAACAUUAAAUUCCAAAAAAUCUAGUUAUAUAGUAAAAGGAAAGCUCAUGUUACAUAAA
This is a messenger RNA of Salvia miltiorrhiza (redroot sage), 5363 nucleotides long. RefSeq names its product ABC transporter C family member 12-like. Gene Ontology annotation, cellular component: membrane. The record is from RefSeq and is a predicted model, not a curated record. The coding region runs from base 405 to 5270 and encodes 1621 amino acids. NCBI's taxonomy places the organism in Eukaryota, Viridiplantae, Streptophyta, Magnoliopsida, Lamiales, Lamiaceae. Gene Ontology annotation, biological process: transmembrane transport. Gene Ontology annotation, molecular function: ATP binding; ABC-type transporter activity; ATP hydrolysis activity. The transcript is spliced from 25 exons.